GUCCUACGGGCUGCAGGGGGCGCUGUGCGCGCCCUCGGGCGCGGCCGCCAGGCGCAGCUCUUUUUUAAAGGGCCCCCGGGGCACGUGGCUCAGGACGCAGCUCGCGGCCGCCCGGCAGGAGCUCCGGGGCUGGGCGGCUCCCGCUCCGCCGCCGCUGCCCGCGCCAGGCCCCCCAGGCCGGCCCGAGGAGCGCAGCCCAGCGAGGACGCGGGCCGCCAUGGCCGAAGCGGCGCCCGCGCGGGUUCCAGAGAGGGACAAGCCAGUAGAGGACCAGAGGCCUCCAACACCUCCAUCGCCCCAGCUAGCUGCUGAGAAGAACUCGUACCUCUACUCCACAGAGAUCACGCUGUGGACCGUGGUGGCUGCCAUUCAGGCCUUGGAGAAGAAGGUGGAUUCCUGCCUGGCCCGAUUGCUGGCUCUGGAGGGACGCACCGGGGCAGCCGAGAAGAAGCUGGCUGACUGCGAGAAGACGACCGUGGAGUUUGGCAACCAGCUGGAGGGCAAGUGGGCCGUGCUGGGGACCCUGCUGCAGGAGUACGGGCUGCUGCAGCGGCGGCUGGAGAAUGUGGAGAACCUGCUGCGCAACAGGAACUUCUGGAUCCUGCGGCUGCCACCUGGCAGCAAGGGGGAGGUCCCUAAGGUGCCCGUGACCUUUGAUGAUGUGGCCGUGUACUUCUCCCAGCCCGAGUGGGGCAAGCUGGAGGACUGGCAGAAGGAGCUCUACAAGCACGUGAUGAGGGGCAACUACGAGACGCUGGUCUCCCUGGAUUAUGCCAUCUCCAAACCCGACAUCCUCACCAGGAUAGAGAGGGGAGAGGAGCCUUGUCCUGAAGACCAGCAAGGCAAGGAGAAGGGGAGUGAGGAGGAGGCAGCACGUCCGAGGAGGCUGGAUGCUGGUCUCCCUCCAUAUCCAGAGCAGGUCCCCAGUCCCGUCAGCCAUGCCCAGGAGGAGCCAAAAGAAGGGCAGGCCCCUCAACAUCAGCAAGACGAAGAAGCACGAGUGACCCCACCCAGGGUGGGCACUGGGUCUCCAGCAACCACCAGCAUUUUGUCCUCAGUUAAACAGGAGGGAGAAUCUUCAGAGGGGGAGUCACCAGCUUCCCCUCCCAGGGACAUCAUGUCCAGUCUGGGGCCAGGUGGUGGUGGCAUGGCCCUCAAGACAGAAGCUCAGUCCGAGGAAGAGAUGAUGCCUGAGCAGCUCCUCCUGGGGUCUCCAAGCCGGACCAAGUGUAGAAUACCCAAAGGGCACAGGAAUAGGACUGGAGGCCCUAGGCGGCAUCAUGCCCAGGGGAUGCCAAGGGUGCGGGCAGGGGAGCCCCGGCCACCAGGAGCCAUUGGGGAGACACCCCGUGUCCUCCCUCGCCGGCGGGAACGGACCUUCCCCUGUCCUGACUGUGGGCAGAGCUUCCGCUUGAAGAUUAACUUGACCAUCCAUCAACGGACUCACGUGGAAGAGGAGCAGAGGGAAGCUCUGGGUGGCUCACCCACCGGGUGGGGGGAUGACCACUCCACACUGGAGCCCGGGGAAGUGGUAGUGCCUGGCCCUGUCAUCCGCUGGCUCCCUGAGGAUCGCGGGGGGCCCCGCUCCCUGGCAGGCCAUACCUUCCUGGGGCGGAGGCCAGCAGCCACCAAGGUUUACCACUGCAGUGAGUGCCUGAGGUUUUUCCAGCAGCGGAAGAGCCUGCUGCUUCACCAGCGCCUGCACACGGGCCACAAUCAGGGCUGGCCUGCCUGUCCCUAUUGUGGCAAGGCCUUCCGCCGGCCCUCGGACCUCUUCCGUCACCAGCGCAUCCACACUGGCGAGCGGCCCUACCAAUGCCCCCAGUGUGGCCGGGCCUUCAACCGAAACCACCACCUGGCUGUGCACAUGCAGACUCAUGCCCGGCAUCGGGGGGGCCUGCAUUUCCCUGUGCCCUCCACAGGCCAGGGGUGCUCACCCCCGCAGGGUCACAGCCAUGCAGAGGAGGGCUGACCAGGCAGGAGCCUGCCAGGGCACCCUCUGGCCCACCUGCAUCCCUGGCAGGACCUGUGCUCUGUCUCUUGGGACCUUUCCUUGUGCCUGAUGCUGGUCCCUUAUUCUGGGAUGACUUGGAGAGAGUUGUUUUUUCCCCUUAUUCAUGUGGAAAGCAGUGGCCCUUUUGAUGACAGCAUAUAUGUGUGACAAAGUGCCUCUGUUUUCUCUUUCCUAAGUGUGUCACUCUUAGCUGUUUUUUCUACAUUCCUGACUUGCAAAAGAUCCCUGAAGACUUAAGGAACACCAGUUUUUGGUGUGGCUUUUGACUGGUGCUAUAGUCAAGAUGAUCAGAGAUUGUGGUCCUUUCAGGACGGGCCAUAGAGACCUCGGGCACUGGACUGACUGCACAGAGAUCUGUCUGUGGUCCACUUGAGAAACGGCAGAGAGGACAGAAGACCCAACGCUGGAAAUUUGCAUUUUGUACUUUUGUUACCUUGAGACUUUUUUCCCUUUGUAUGGAGACUUUCUAGUGCUUUUGUAAGUGUUGUGUGUAGUUGCAAAGAGGACCAAGAACUCCUGAGGGCCGGAAGUCUUCUGCCACCUUCUGUGUGGGGCUGGCAGGGCAGGAAGAGGUGCUCAGUCUGGACCUAUGGGCUUUGAUGGGGAAGGUUUGGCUGCUGUCCUAGAAGCCAAGCUUCUCUCCAGGUAUGUUUCUCAGCUCAGGGUGACUCCCAGUGUUUGGAGUCUCCCUUACAGAGCAGUCUUAUCUGCUGUUUACUUUUGCUAUCAGUCAAGAGGAGAAAGGAAGCCAGGAGUGGAUGGUCUCCCCGCUAAGGUCUCAGAAUUCAUGGGUGUGCAUGACCCAUUGACUGGACCCCAGAAGAUGCCUUGAGGUGCUGCAGAGUGAGCCCAAGAAGACCUUCCCCAAGGGAAGACUGACAGAAACUGGGUAGCCUGGCAGGACUUGUCUCCACGACUCCUUUCUCCUGGUAAAGAAUCUGGGCUCUGGGGCUGAGUUGGGUUAGGAGGUUGGGAAGCCUUCAGCCAACUCUAGGCUCACAUUCCUUGUGUGUCAGAGGGUGACAGCUCCAGUGCAUCACCCCACCUUGGAGCUGUUGGCCUGAAUUUAGAGACUGAACAAGUAAGAAGCUUGGUGGUGGUCUUAGUUUCAAGUUUAGGGCCUCCUUUUUCUUCAGUGAUUUCCUGCAGUUCCCUCAGGCAGAACCCCCCAGGAAGGACCCCUCUUUUCUGGAGAGUGAAGGUUCCAGUUAGAGAUUAGACCAUCCCACUAGGCUGGUGAUCUGGGCACCCUUUUCCCAAAGCAUCGGUUCACACUGAGCGCGUUCAGAUGAUAGUGUCAAGCUGCACAGAGAAGUGGUGAAGACGCCUGGUUUCUCAUACUCGGUCACACCACCUUGGGUGCUGGGGUCCUGGCUGUGCCAUUUCCUGCUGCCCUCACUCCCUUUCCAAAGUCCUGAACAGAGCUGGGAUCGGAUAGUAACGUUGCUGUCAUCCUUAGGGCGAGGGAAGGAAAAGAGUUUGACAGGUUAGUCAGGAUCCUGAAGAGGCACCAGCCGUCUCUGCGUGUGGUUCCUGCUUGUCUGGACCCCAGCCCCAGAGGCAGCUGUCAGCAAGCACACAGGCUGUGAUGCAAGUGUAGCUGCGCAGAGCUUAACCCUCAGCUACAAGAGCUCAUCUCAGGUAUUCUGGUGAUACCUCAGAGCUCAGUUUUGCUCAGUCCUAGGCCUGCUUUAUAAGUGCUAAAUGCCCUCCGUAAAUGCAGGCGCUCACUUGCAAGGCACAGGUGUCUUUCCCAUAUUUUCAAAGCAUUCAGUGCUCAACUCUGGGCUAGGCGUAUUGGGUUUGCCCUGUCACUCAGGAGGACGUGUUCAAAGAAUGCUCCUUAGGUUGCAGCAGCCCAACCGUGCCCCACAACCGGGAGGUGGAGCCUUGGUUGGGUCCUAGACUCCCAGCUCUGGACCUCAACGUCCUCAUUUGUAAAAGAAGUGGUUGGGCCGCGAAGACUCCUUACAAACUGUGAAGGUGGCAGUCUCUUGCUUUAGUCGGUGCUUAAUAAACAUG
This is a messenger RNA of Sciurus carolinensis (gray squirrel), 4036 nucleotides long. RefSeq names its product zinc finger protein 783 (gene Znf783). The record is from RefSeq and is a predicted model, not a curated record. Gene Ontology annotation, biological process: regulation of DNA-templated transcription. NCBI's taxonomy places the organism in Eukaryota, Metazoa, Chordata, Mammalia, Rodentia, Sciuridae. The transcript has 7 exons. Bases 218 to 1972 code for a protein of 584 amino acids.